Diatraea saccharalis (sugarcane borer) is the source of this 3603-nucleotide messenger RNA. The record is from the annotation of a GenBank genome assembly. Lineage: Eukaryota; Metazoa; Arthropoda; Insecta; Lepidoptera; Crambidae.
AUGUUUAUACAACGCGUAGAUAGUGUACCUAAAGUCAAAUUAGACGACCGCACUUCCAUGACGUUUGACGUGCAGACGACCAAGGAGAUCCCAACUACGAAGGAAGGAGGUGACAUAACCUACAUGGAUAUGAUAGAGGAGAAAGAUAGUCUCGGCGAGUCACAGAUACAAAAAAUGUUUGCGGGUUCUUCAGUGUUCCUAACCGGGGCUACAGGGUUUUUGGGCAAGUUGAUUGUCGAGAAAUUGCUGAGAUCAUGUCCGGAAAUCAAAAAGCUUUAUUUACUGGUGAGACCAAAGAAGAACAAAGAUACCACGAAGAGAAUACAAGAGCAAUUCGAAGAUGUUCUUUACAGCAAACUCAAGAAAGAGAGACCCAACUUUUUUCAGAAGAUUGCGGUAGUGGAAGGUGACGUCGGUCAAUUAGGUCUUGGCAUUAGUGAGCAAGACAAAAUCAAACUUAUGAAUGAGGUCGAGUUCAUAUUCCAUGGUGCUGCUACAGUCAGGUUCGAUGAACCCUUGAAGACAGCUGUUGAAAUCAAUGUGAGAGGAACACGGGAGCUGUUCCAGCUGGCCAAGCAAUGUGGAAAACUUAAAGCUCUCGUACAUAUAUCAACUGCUUAUAGCAACUGCACAUCAAGAGUGAUUGAAGAGAAAUUCUACGAGAGCAUAAUGCGAGGAGAAAAGCUCAUAGACUUGGUGGAGACCAUAGAUGAGAACACUAUCAAUAAUAUCACACCAGGAUUAUUGGGUAACUUUCCAAAUACAUACGCAUAUACAAAAUCAGUGGCAGAGAACGUCGUAGCCGAACAUUCAAAAGGACUACCUGUGGCAGUUUUUAGACCAUCUAUUAUUAUCGCCACAGCUAAAGAGCCUGUAGCUGGAUGGAUUGACAACGUAUACGGACCAACUGGUGUGGUAGUGGGUGCCGCGGUCGGUCUCAUCCACACCAUCCACUGUGAACCCAAAGCAGUUGCAGACUUAGUGCCCGCUGAUAUGGUCGUUAAUGCUUGCAUUGCGUCCGCGUGGAAAACUGCUAAGGAAUACCCCGCUAACCACGAGGACGCCCCGCCCCAAGAUCUACCGCCGCCAGUUUAUAAUUACGUGUCAUCGGAACAGAAACCACUCACUUGGGAGAAAUUUAUGGAUAUCAACGUGACCUACGGUCUAGAGGUCCCCUCUGUGCAAGCAAUGUAUUAUUACCUGUUUGCCUUGGUGCGUUCGAGAUUUAUGUACAUGACAUACUGUCUUUUCCUGCAUUGGAUACCUGCCUAUAUUGUAGAUGGCAUUGCGAUACUAAUUGGGAAGAAGCCUAUGUUACGGAAAGCUUACACGAAAAUCUCUAAAUUUUCCGAUGUCCUCUCGUACUUCUCAACGCAACAGUGGAAAUUCUAUAAUAAAAACGUCCAGGAAUUAUACGAAGAGCUGUGCGAUGCCGACAAGCAGAUCUUCGACUUUAACAUGUCCAGCUUAGACUGGAACGACUAUUUCUACAGUUACGUUAGGGGGAUCCGAAUUUACCUGCUCAAGGAUCCUUUGGAAACCGUUCCAAGUGGUCGCGCUAAGUUCUUAAGGCUAAAGUGCAUACACUAUUUUGUUUUAAAUUUAAAAACAAGCACUUCUGUUAACAAUGAAGAUAUAAAUAUCAUGAAUAGUGGUGUUCAGAAAAUUGAACCAUGUUCCGUGGGUUUAAUUUUAUAUGCAACUGUUAACAAUACGUCGCCUAAUAUGGACUACGAGGUGGUGUUGAGUCCUGACCAAUGUUGUUUGAGCAUUGACUCUAAAGACGUUUGUAACGUGAUGUCAAUUGAAGGUUCCACAAAAACUUUAAAGUUAGUAGCACCUUUAAUAGAACCUUUUGAAAGACGCGGAUAUUGUAUUGUUUAUUUAGAUUCUAAACCUACUACUAGACAGAGAAAAUCUAUGAGAGACGAAGUAAAGAUAUCUUUUGAUACAAGGCUUAAAAACUCACAACAGCCAAGAGCAUUGAUGGAAAAUGAAUCAAUUUGUACAGAAAUUGAUCAAGAUCCAUUAAAUGAUUGUAAGCCAGUAGAUUGUGAAAUUUAUUAUAACGGUAAAAAGCCGUUUUUCGAUAGCAAGACGAAACGUUGCAUCGCCACUCCCCUUUGUAUUUCCGAUACAGAUGAUGAAGUACCAAGAACUGUUUACGAUCAAAAUAAAAAUAAAUGUAUAGUUGGAGAAUCAGUUUCUAAAGAUGAUAUCAACUUCAUUAAAAAAUUAACCAAGAAUACUAGUCAUAGGAAAACCAAAGAUAUUUUAAUCAUAAGGAACCAUGUAAAAAAGCCUCCUGAAUUGUAUAAUAACCACACUGAAAAGAAUAUAUCAGCAUUACUCAAUUCUAAUGCAGAUAGUUCAUAUAACCUGAUAUCGGACAUGCCAAAGUUCAUGGUUAUAAAUAAAAACGGAAUCAAAUGCUUAUUAACAAAAUAUUUAUUUGGUAACCGAUGGACAUUUAUUAUUCUUGCCGGCGUAAUUGUAGUUCAAUGUUUUUUGAUCUGCACUAUGAUUUAUUGCUUAACCAAGACCUGUGGCAAGUUUAAUAAGAAAAAGGUAGUGAAUAAAUUUUUCAACUACCGUCAUGAUGCUUCAGUAACUACUCCGCUCAUAUACACUAGCAAUAUAGAUACGGACACAACAGAUUUUCAGUAUUUAAGUGAAACAUCCAACAUUGACAAAAUGAUAAAGUGUUAUAAAUCUUGUCAAAAGGAGCGGAAAACGCAGGCGAAGAUCAGUAUGUCCGAUGAUAUUCUAUCUAAAUGUUUAACAAGACGUGACUGGAAGUGUAAAUCCGAUAAACCUAUAACAAUAGAUGAAAAUAAUCGAGCGGUUGAUGAUAUAAUUAAAGAUGUAUUUAAAAGAGAAUCAAAAGAUCACACAACCUCAAUACUUUACCAAUCAAAUGACAACGAACGUAUUAAAAAACUUAGUAACGCUAAGGUAAACUUUGAAAAUGAAGAUGUUAAGACUAAAAAGGAAAAGAAGCGUGAUAAUACGACUAAAAUAAUCGUAAAUAAAGCAGCUAACAAUAGAAAUAACAGAGAGUACGAUGGAAUACAAUAUGAUUUAUCAGAGAGGGAAUUGAAAUGCCACAGUUACAAUUACGUAAAUAACGAUUCUAAUCUAACAGGCUUUAAACCAAGCGCAUAUAAUAAAAAGUUGAGUUUCUUUGAAACGAAUAAGAACAGAUUUGGUCCGGUAUCUAUGUCUACCGAAAAAGGUGCUCAAGCUGUGUUUUCCAACGAUUCUUUAGAUGAUUUCUUAUCAGAAAGAGGUAUGGUAUUUCGAGCUAGUGAAGAUCUGUCUAAAUAUUCAUUUUCAAGUAAUUCUAAUGGCAUAAAAGGAUCGUCAGUCUCAUCAGAAAUUUCGAGUAAGACAUCAAAAAAUAAUGUGUUAAAGAAUGUUAUUUCGUUGUUCCAUAAAAAGUCUAGCCAUGGUGCGUCAUCGGAGCCUGGUGGUAAGAAAAAAAGUAGUAAUUCGAAUAUAGAACUUAUUCAUAUGUCAAAAGCUUCUGUUUACUCUUCUUACAACGGUUCAGAUUAUUUAAAAAACUUAAAGCAAACCAAAGAUUCGAGAACUUCUUUGUAA